AUGUCUCACGACCUCGAAACCAUGUUACCUGAUGCGGUUUCUGUCUGUCGAGGUCAUUCCACUAUCCUCCUCAGUCAUUAUCCUCUCCCACCCAUUGAAAAAAGUACUUCCUUAGAAACCCGUCCUACUUUUCGACAACUAUAUUCCCUGAGAAGACCACUACCACCUUCAACCCCUCCUCGUCUAGUUUGGUCAGGGUCACCAGAACCAGAAGAUUCCCUUCCUUCUCCACCAUUCUCAGACAUUGGGUCAGGUGAUCCUUCACAUCAUCAUAACGAUGACGAUGAUAUAUCGGAACAACCACAUAGAUCUGAAUCACCAUGGAGGUCAGGGAAACUCGAUGUCCUUGCGGAUCCGGUUGACUCUGGGGUCUCUGUGGAAGUACAAGCGGGUGGAUUGGUGGGGUUUUGCUCUUUGAAAGUUGUUCAUGCGGCAAGGUCGGGCAAAGUACCUGGGAAGAUGCCUCAUAAUAUAUUGAAAGAAGCUUUGGUUUUGAGACAACUUGGACAUCCGAAUGUAAGCGUCUUCUUUGAACUUCUCAAGUAA
Tremella mesenterica DSM 1558 is the source of this 546-nucleotide messenger RNA. RefSeq lists its product as uncharacterized. The record is from RefSeq and is a predicted model, not a curated record. NCBI's taxonomy places the organism in Eukaryota, Fungi, Basidiomycota, Tremellomycetes, Tremellales, Tremellaceae. Bases 1 to 546 code for a protein of 181 amino acids. The transcript is spliced from 2 exons.